AUUCCAAGACGAGGAGGAGAUCGUCUGUUGGGAAAGCCUAGCGUUUUCGUCUCAUUCCUCUGUUGCAAGGAAGCAAGUGAGACAGAGAAGCGACGAGAGCUUCCAACAGAGAGGCUGAGGUCAACCUCGCAAGAGUCAGACACAGUACCAAAUACGCUGCAGGGUCACAUUCUGCACGCUUACAAUAGGGACCCAGCAAAAGUGUUGGCAGCCGCGCUCGUGUACCGGUCAGUAUGGACGCCGCCGCGAGGGAAGCGCAGCAGAGUGGUGUGGAAUGGCGGGUGACCGUGCCGGAGGGCACGUCGGUGACCGUGGAGCACGAGGCCGGCCCUGCCGCGAGGGCGUGGACGUGGCUGGUGGCUUGCUUUGCCAUGGCGUGGAGCAGGGUCGCCGGGUUCGCAAGGAAGGUGUGGAGGAUCGGGACAGAUGAUCCUCGGAAGGCGGUGCACGGGCUCAAGGUCGGGCUGGCGCUCGUGCUGGUCUCCGUCUUCUACUACACGAGGCCCCUGUACGACGGCGUUGGUGGGUCUGCCAUGUGGGCCAUCAUGACGGUCGUCGUUGUCUUCGAAUACACUGUUGGUGGCAGCGUAUACAAGUGUUUCAACCGAGUGGUUGCUACGGCGAGCGCCGGCGUUCUCGCGCUCGGCGUGCACUGGGCGGCUGACAAGUUUGGCGAGCUCGAGCCUUACAUCCUCAGUGGCUCGCUCUUUCUGCUGGCUGCGGCGGCCACUUUCUCGCGGUUCAUCCCGACGGUGAAAGCGCGGUUCGACUACGGCGUGACCAUCUUCAUCCUGACGUACAGCCUGGUGGCCGUGUCGGGGUACCGCGUCGACGAGCUAGCGGCGCUGGCGCAGCAGCGGCUCUCCACCAUCGCUAUCGGCAUCUUCCUGUGCCUCGCCGUCAGCGUGCUCAUCUGCCCCGUGUGGGCCGGCCAGGAGCUGCACCUCCUCACCACGCGGAACAUGGACAAGCUCGCGGCCGCCGUGGUGGCCUGCGUCGAGGGCUACUUCGCGGAGGGGCCGGCCAGCAGCAGCAGGGCGGGGGCGGACGGGUACAAGUGCGUGCUCAACUCCAAGGCGUCCGAGGACGCGCAGGCCAACCUGGCGCGGUGGGAGCCCGCGCACGGCCGCUUCGGCUUCCGCCACCCCUACGGGCAGUACGCCAGGGUGGGCGCGGCGAUGCGCGCGUGCGCCUACUGCGUGGAGGCCCUGUGCAGCUGUGCGGGCGCCGAGGCGCAGGCGCCCCCGCACGUGAAGCGGCUCCUCCGCGACGCGUGCGCCACGGUGGCUGUGCGGUGCGCGCGGGUGCUCGGGGAGGCGUCGCGCUCCGUCGCCACCAUGUCCACGUCCUCCUCCCGGGCCCUGGACUUCGCGGUGGCGGACAUGAACACGGCAGUGCAGGAGCUUCAGGCCGACUUGCGGGCGCUCCCGUCCAUGCUGGCCGUGAAGCUGGGAGAGACGUCCCUCAUGGACACCAUGCCCGUCUUCACCGUGGCGUCGCUGCUGGUGGAAAUAUCCGCGAGGGUCGAGGGCGUCGUUGACGCCGUCGACGCGCUGGCGACGCUUGCCAACUUCAAGCAGCUGGAUGACGACGACAACGACGACAAGAAGGGAGAAGCCGAGAUGACGAUCAAAGUGCACCCGCUGAACGAACCGGACACCGCCGAUGAGUCACGGGAAAACCAGACAAGCAAGGCUUGAUCGAUAGUAAGGAACAUGAAAAACCUCCAUCAUCAAACCAGGCGGCAGAGAUCAGACACGACGAACUCGAUAAGAUUUAACCGCAGUACCGAGGAACUCUAUAUAUACAGGCGGUUAUGAACAUAUUUGUAUUGACGUUUUUUAAACCGUCAGUACUAUAGGUCAGUACUAUAGGUCAGUAGAAAAAUUAAUUAUACAUGGGGAUAACUGAGAACCGUCAGUCAGUUAAGGUAAUAAAACCGUAAGUGGAAAUCCUUUUCAAGAAACAUAAAAUAUGUUUUUAGAAUAACAAAAAUAAUAUUUUUGUUAGGGAGAAGGGCUUUUUUCAUGACAAAUUUGC
Zea mays is the source of this 2040-nucleotide messenger RNA. RefSeq names its product aluminum-activated malate transporter 10. The transcript has 3 exons. The record is from RefSeq and is a predicted model, not a curated record. NCBI's taxonomy places the organism in Eukaryota, Viridiplantae, Streptophyta, Magnoliopsida, Poales, Poaceae. The coding region runs from base 234 to 1700 and encodes 488 amino acids. Gene Ontology annotation, biological process: malate transport.